GAAAUAAAUUUCAUCAUUCGAUUUAGAAUACAGAGUCACUUUGUUGAGAUCUGUCACGAUGAGAAGAAAGAGAGCCAAGAAUGGGCGCAGUACGUCGUUGAAGAUGACUCUAAAUCAAGUGCUGCGGGAAGGGUAUCGUGCACCAUUCAUCGAUCAGGUCACAUACUGGUGCCUUUCGGCCACAAUGAUUACGACUCUGGCGUCAUUACUGUUUUUGUUCAAAGCAAACAAAGCCUUUGACGAUGAAAAUGUUCGAUUUUUUAAAGGUGAAUCCGAUGAAUACACGAAUGAUGAAUUCAAUAAAUACGUGAAUGGUGUAAUUGGUGAAUGUUUCACCUCGGUAUUACAAGAAAAUUACCACAAAUUACCGCUUGCAUUUCGACGAACUGUGGAGCAAGCAUGUCCUGAUUUUCUUCGUCCAGAAAAUUGGCCAGCUCGCGAGGGCAUGGGGAACGCAUUCAAUCAUCUCAUCACUCAGUACAUAACAAACGUCAAAAAUAACAUCAAAGUAUGGGCAUUCAGUCGCAUCAAGAAAUUUUUCACACUAAAGCGCUACGAACUGAAUUUGAAUCGACAAGGAAAUCUCAUCACUGAAUUGGAUGUAAAACGUGCGACGAAGAUCGUAAUGUUCCAAAGUAGAGUCGAGAGAAACGCGAACAUCGAUCUUCUAUUAAACGAAGCAGCAGGCAUUGGAUUGCCAAUCAAUGUACACUUUCAGAAUCUCAUUCGUGAUCGCUGGUUCCAAACCAUUCCAAUAUUUAUAAACAUUCAGCGACAAAUUUUCGAUUUUCACGCGAAAUAUGAAAUGUUGAAACAACGCUGGUUCCAAUAUCGACGCGAUCCGAACAACAAUGUCAUGCCGACCACUCCACUCCCGCCAAAAAUAAAGAAUUUUUUAGUAGUUCCAAUCCACGAUUUCGAUAUGAAACAUAUCCGCAUCGAUAUCCAUCUUUUUUAUUUGAUUGCGCGCAAAUUUGGAGCAUUGAAAUUGGCAAAAGGAAAACGCGGUCAGCCAAUAAACAUUGAAAAAACUGAAUACGAUAGCAAUCCAGCUUUCUAUUGGAAUUUAAUAUUUGACAUGCCAAAAAUUUCGAAACUUGGAAAUGGUAAGGAAUUCGAUUUUGCUGUGGCAACCGAUAGUGUGGCAGUUUCGUUAUGUUUCGUGAAGCCUGAACGCAAUACACCAGAACUUGAUAACAACACCAUCAAAGAGAAGUACAAUAAUUUUGAGUUUGAUUAUGUGCUUGGAAUCGAUCCAGGAGUUCGUACAUGGAACGCCACAGUUCGCAAACACGUUCGAUCCGGCAACGAGGAAAACAUCACAAUUGAUGGUCCAAAAUACCAUUUCAAAGCGAAAUAUGGCAAACGCAAGCGUAAAUCCGAUCAAUGGACUGAAUUGUUGCAAAAACAACGGGAGCUCGACUAUAAACGCUAUGCAUUUUUUCCAUCGCCGAAAGGACGUUCACAUUGGAUGUGUUACAUCGCUUAUUAUGUGAAAAUGAUGAAACCAGCUAUGGCGGUGUACACAACAAGAAAGUUUAUUCGACUCCGUCUCGAUAAAUACAUCGAAGAGAAUCGGGCCAGUGACAAAAUCGCGGCAUCACUGACGAAAAAAAAGUCGGCGCUCGUUUUUAUUGGUGCAGCUCAAAUAGCUCCAAACUCACCAAUUGGUAUUAAAAAGCGAUUGCGAUGCCCGGGAUUACGACGACUAUUGAACAGUUUUAAGAAGUUGGGAAAUUGUAUUGUACGAUUGGUCGACGAAUACAAUACAUCGCAAACUUGUGCAAAAUGUUUCCGGCCAUUCGAUCGACGAACCAAAAGCGAUCGAUACAAAGUUUGUCAGCAUUGUAUUCCAAGUGAAGAUGAGUCAUCGCAAUGGAAUUUACCGAACGUCAUUAUCACCAUGAAAAGCAACCGAGUGUACCAACAAUUGCGUAAAUAUGCAGUUGAUUUUGUUAAUCGAUUGAAUGCAGUCAACCCAGAUCAUAUUCCAAUGGAUUCAGAUGGUUUAGUGUCAAAACUUCAAGUAUGUUUCAAAAACUGGCAACUAAACACUGGCAUUUGGAAAGAUGAUCAAGCUCCAUUUCAAUUGAAAACUGUUUGGCACCGGGAUAUCGUUGCAGCCAAGAACAUCAUGUACAAAGGUCUUUGUACGGUGUUGGGAUUGGACAUUCAUCCGCAACUAUUGAGACCACAGAAUCAAAAUGCUGCCGUACAAAAUCAAGCAGCUGACGAUGAGGAUUCCAGUGACGAUGAGAACUACGUUUAUGUUCUCGAUGUUUCCGAUGACGACCAGUUUUAAUUACAUGUAGCAUUAAGAUUUCUUUUUAAAUAAUAUUAUUGUAACGUUUUGUUACUAUGCUGGGCUUGAGUUUUGUGGCCUUGACCGAAGUACGGGCAGUUCGGUAUAUAAAAUAACCCGUAGGUGAGUAUCAUUUAUUGAACUGAACCGAUAGUAUAUUGAUGUUGAUUCAUACUUAGUAACUGAGUUUAUUUUUUCUCUUUUUUCUUUCCAUUGCGACGUUGAAAAUGACUGAAACUACACUCAAAUCCGACCCCAAUAUUGACCGUCAACAUAUGCCCGAUAAUGGAUGAAUU
Contarinia nasturtii (swede midge) is the source of this 2598-nucleotide messenger RNA. RefSeq lists its product as uncharacterized. The coding region runs from base 59 to 2302 and encodes 747 amino acids. Lineage: Eukaryota; Metazoa; Arthropoda; Insecta; Diptera; Cecidomyiidae. The transcript is spliced from 4 exons. The record is from RefSeq and is a predicted model, not a curated record.